UUUAGACUCUUGAAUCGUCUUUUGUUAGUUUUUCGAAAUGGGCUUUUUAACGUUUGCCCUGCUGGGCUUGGUAAUAGCCUUAUUGUAUAACUACUAUCACAAUACUUUUAACUACUGGAAGAAUCGUGGAGUGCCUUCUGAACGCCCUAUUCCGAUUUUUGGGAACACGAGAGGUCUUGGAAGUAAAUACCAUUUUCGUGACAUUAAUGCCAGGAUAUACAAAAAGUACAAAGGAACUACGCCAUUCGCGGGCAUGUUCAUGUUUUUCACACGAAUCGCUUUCAUAAUCGAUCUUGAUCUUGUUAAACAAGUUCUCAUUAAGGACUUCAAGAACUUCCAGGAUCGUGGAGUAUUCAAUAACGUUGAAAACGAGCCUUUAACUGGACAUUUGUUCACUCUCGAGGGCGAAGAAUGGAAAGCCAUGAGGCACAAGUUGACUCCAGUCUUCAGCUCUGGCAAGAUGAAGCACAUGUUCAGCACUGUCGUUCAGGUCAGUGAACAUUUGAUCAGCACAAUGGGUAAAUAUGCAAGUGCUGCGGCCACAGAUGGAGGCGACGUGGAGAUCAAGGAACUGUGUGCCCGGUUCACCACAGAUGUUAUUGGUACUUGUGCCUUUGGUUUAGAAUGCAACAGUUUGGCGGAUCCCAAUGCUGAAUUCCGCGCCAGGGGUCGCAUGAUAUUCGAAAGGAGGCGAAAUGUCCAGCUGCUGCAAGUCAUCGCAGCUAUCAAUAAAAAUCUCCUUAAAAUAUUUAAGAUAAAGUUCAUGCCAGAGGAACUGCAUGCGUUCUUUAUAAAUGCUGUUCGAUCAACAGUCGAUUAUCGACUGAAAAAUAACAUUAAACGGAAUGAUUUCCUUGAUCAGUUAAUACAAUUGCGUGCAGAAAAUCAGGAGGAAGCUCGUCGAGGCAAUGGAAUUGAUCUCUCAAAAGGUCUGACUAUUGAGCAAAUGGCAGCACAGGCUUUUGUUUUCUUUAUUGCCGGAUUCGAAACAUCCUCCAGCACCAUGGGCUUCUGCCUUUAUGAAUUGGCUCUACAACAAGAUGUUCAACAGCAGUUACGCGAUGAGAUUGAAAGUGUGUGCGAAGAGGUGUCCAAUGGAGAACUUACUUACGAAGCCAUGAACCAAAUGCCAUAUUUGGAGAAAGUACUUUCAGAAACACUGCGAAAGCAUUCGCUUUUGCCUCAUCUUCAGCGUAUUGCGGCAGAAGACUAUAAGGUACCUGGCACUGAUAAGAUCAUCGAGAAAGGAACAACACUCAUAAUACCUGUGCACAAUAUUCAACACGAUCCCGAAUAUUAUCCCGACCCCGAUCGUUUUGAUCCAUCACGAUUCGAACCAGAAGCUAUCAAUUCGCGUCAUCCAUAUGCCUACUUGCCAUUUGGAGAUGGUCCUCGCAACUGCAUUGGCGACCGAUUUGGCAAAAUGCAGGCCAAGAUUGGUCUUGUCUCGCUAUUGCGUAACUUUAAGUUUGGCGUAUCUGAUCGCACUGAAAUACCAUUAAUCUUUUCAAACGGCAACUUCUUAAGGAAUACUGAACAUGGCAUUCAUCUCAAGGUGGAAAAAAUUUGAAGGAAGGAAAAGAAACUUAUAUUGUAUAUGUUUAUUGUAUAUUUUGUUUAAUUCCUUAUUUUUAAUUUUAAUAAGAUGAUUUGUAAAAAUUUUUAAUUUUAUAAAUAAAGUUAA
Drosophila albomicans is the source of this 1684-nucleotide messenger RNA. RefSeq names its product probable cytochrome P450 6a14. Gene Ontology annotation, molecular function: monooxygenase activity; iron ion binding; oxidoreductase activity, acting on paired donors, with incorporation or reduction of molecular oxygen. The coding region runs from base 38 to 1570 and encodes 510 amino acids. The record is from RefSeq and is a predicted model, not a curated record. NCBI's taxonomy places the organism in Eukaryota, Metazoa, Arthropoda, Insecta, Diptera, Drosophilidae. The transcript has 2 exons.